AUGUUGGGUCCAUUCAGUCCUGCGAUAUGGAUCCCGAGAUUGGGGUUCGCGUUUAUUCCUUCGCUGUGGAAGGUCCGGCACUGGUUUCAUAUGCUCGAAUUUUGUGAUCAGUGCAUGGCUCGACGGAUGGAGAAAACACUCUCCGAUCACAAUAUUGCGUCUUGGUUCAUCGAGGACCAUGUCAAACACGGAUCAGAUCCCACGCGGGCGCGGUGGUUGAGUGGUGAUACUGCAACACUAGUUGUAGCUGGAAGCGAUACCACCGCUCCAAGCCUAACGCUUGUCUUCUAUUUCCUCGCUCGCUAUCCCAUGCAUGCUGAGAAGAUAUACGAAGAGAUCCAAGGAGUUGAUAGGGAGAACCCAGCUGCAUUGGCCAUGUUGCCACAUUUGACGGGCACUAUAAACGAAGCCAUGCGAUUGCUUCCAGCAGUACUUACCUUCAGCUCUCGAAUAACUCCACCGGAAGGACUGAUGAUAGAUGGCACCUUUAUCCCAGGAAACACCAAAAUAUGUGCACCACGCUAUACAAUCGGUCGACUUGAGACGGCAUAUGUCAACCCCCAUGAAUUUAUUCCCGAGAGGUGGUACAGCCAACCGGAGCUUAUCAAGGAUAAAAGGGCAUUUGCUCCUUUUGGUGUCGGGCGUACAAGCUGUGUUGGCCGUCAUUUAGCUCUUGCACAGAUCCGACUUGUAACUGCUGCCUUGAUGUUUCAUUAUCGAAUCAAAUUUGCACCUGGUGAGAAUAAUGGCGAGGCUGUGGAACGAGAUAUGAAGGAUCAAUUGACCGCGCAGCCUGGUGCUUGUCGGCUUGUGUUUCAAAGUCGGGUAUAG
Messenger RNA from Penicillium roqueforti, 831 nucleotides. RefSeq lists its product as uncharacterized. The coding region runs from base 1 to 831 and encodes 276 amino acids. The transcript has 5 exons. Lineage: Eukaryota; Fungi; Ascomycota; Eurotiomycetes; Eurotiales; Aspergillaceae. Gene Ontology annotation, molecular function: heme binding; monooxygenase activity; oxidoreductase activity, acting on paired donors, with incorporation or reduction of molecular oxygen. The record is from RefSeq and is a predicted model, not a curated record.